Messenger RNA from Alligator mississippiensis (American alligator), 2834 nucleotides. RefSeq names its product rubicon like autophagy enhancer (gene RUBCNL). The record is from RefSeq and is a predicted model, not a curated record. Gene Ontology annotation, cellular component: autophagosome membrane; intracellular membrane-bounded organelle. Gene Ontology annotation, biological process: autophagosome-lysosome fusion; autophagosome-endosome fusion; autophagosome maturation. Gene Ontology annotation, molecular function: phosphatidylinositol phosphate binding. NCBI's taxonomy places the organism in Eukaryota, Metazoa, Chordata, Crocodylia, Alligatoridae. The transcript is spliced from 16 exons. Bases 117 to 2459 code for a protein of 780 amino acids.
GCGUGUCCCGCCCCGCGCGGGCGCCGCACUUCCCCGGCGGGGUCGGACCGGCGCGGCUGAGGCGGCGGCGGCGGCGCGAGCGGGUUGUUUAAAAAAAAAAAAAUGAUUUUCCCAUCAUGUCUCUUCAUGCUGUAAUCCUAACCAGCUGCAACAGAACACAGGUUUUCAAACAAGCUAGUUCUCAAAAGUUGAUCAAGGAAAGCCACAAGGUAGCUGUUACAGAGUCAACACUUUCAUCAGAUCCUGCAAAGAUUGCCCCACUAAGGACUAGCUGCCUUGCUCAAACACCUCAAAUUUCAGUUCUUCCAGAUGAAUACUCAAGGCCAGCCGUAAUUGGGCAUGCAGGGAAUUUUGGAUCAUACCCAGAUAGUACUGCAGCAAUCAAAGACAUUCUUGUGUCCAUUCUAAACACAUCUGGUUCUAAACCUUCUUCACUGCCAGAGGAAACAGCGUUGCAGAGAGCAGAGCAUCCAGACAGUGAUAUGGAAUGUUGCGAGGAGAGUAGCGAUGGGGAUUAUAAUGAUGACAGUGAUGCUGAUUAUACACGUUGCAAGGUUGCAUGUACACAAACUGACAUUAGGUUUACAAGGCACCAGGCGUUUUGGGAUAAUACACAGUGCAGUUCUUCUAAGUCUUCACUGGGGUCGUCAUCUUGUUCAUUUACUGGUAGAAGUCUCAUCACUUCCUCUCAGAAUAACUUAACCCAUUUGGAACAGUCUCCCCCAAAAAACAACUGCGUUACCCAGGUGACAUUAGCUGGAAGCACUGUCACAUCGCUGGUGAACUCUGUGACUUCAUGUUCAGAAAAAGAACAUACAAAUUAUUCAAGACCAGUAGAGCAACCUUUGACUGUUAUUACAAUCUGUCCAGAUUCAACUGCUAAUAAGCUGUUGGAACCUACUGACAGCUAUGAGACAUUGGAGCCCAGGCCACUCAGGGAUGAGACUAGCAAGACCUUCCAUAACUUUUCUCAACUGGAACCCUCUGAGCAGCAAGUGUCUACAGAUACAACUUCAUCUUUGAACACAAGAACUACUUCCUUGAACUGUCCCUUGCGUGAUAUCUUCAUGCUUCCUGCAGAUGUGGAAAAGGAGAAUGCACACUUCUUUGUUGCAGAUAUGAUCAUUGCAUCUCUGGAAAAAAUGAAGUGCAUUAUCUUCAGUCAUCAGACAGAGUACUGGGGUGCAGAUGAGACUGAUGGAUCAGUAGGCAGCUAUCCAAUGGAUUUGGGGAUGCCAUCUUGCACCAGAGUACACCAAUCUGAUUCUUGUUCUUCAGACAGUGGUUAUGAAGGUUGUGGUGUCCUGCAGGUCAACUCGUCUGUAAAUCCAGCUCUGGACCGUGAACACCGUAAACAUCAUUGUGCUAGUGACUCAGAUGAUGAAUUUGUAAUUAUUGAACUUGAAGACUUGGAAAAUAUUUCAUCAGUCCCAGAUGACCGGUACCCAGAUGACCGAUCCUCUCUUGAAUCGAGCUGCUGUUCUGCUGAAGUAACAGCACAGAAGCUUUACAGAUCUUUCAUGAAACGCUGGCUGCAGAUAGAACCUGAAGUUCAGCUGUCUAGGUGCCUGGAUACAACUGGACAAAAAUUUGUGAAUAGAGAAGAUAUUCCAAGGGCAUUGGAGUCCAGUGUAAAUCUGGCAGAAGAAAUCAAGAUCAAAUCCCGAUUAAGAGGAACUACAGACUGGGCUCCUCCUAGAUCUCAAAUUAUAUUUAAUAUUCACCCAUCUGAAAAGAGAGAAGCUGUUGUAGCUGCUCAAAACUUUACUUGCGUUGGUUGUGGAACCCCAAUAGAAUGCAAAUACAUCAGGAGACUCCGCUAUUGUGAUUACCUAGGGAAGUAUUUCUGUGACUGCUGCCAUACUUAUACACAAUCUUCUAUUCCUGCCCGAAUACUAAUGAAAUGGGAUUUCAAAAAGUACUAUGUCUGUAACUUCUCCAAGUGUCUCCUCGACAGUAUAUGGCAGAAUCCCUUUUUCAAUGUGUCCUGUAUCAACGAAACCCUUUAUACAAAGGCAAAAGAACUGAACAGAGUCAGAGAAAUACAAGAACAGCUUUUGCUUAUGAAAAAGCUAUUGAAGACCUGCAGGUUGGCUGAAAGGGCUCUGAAAGAAUAUGAACAGGUCCCCUGCCACCUGACAGAAGAGCUGCAUCUGUUUUCAAUGGAUGAUCUGGUGAAGGUCAAGCGAGGGCAACUGUUGCCUCUCCUAAGGGAUAUUCUAAAAAGCUCCACCUCUCAUAUAGAAAACUGUGAGCUCUGUCAAGCAAAAGGAUUUAUCUGUGAAUUUUGUCAAAGAUCAGAUUUGCUCUUCCCAUUUCAGAUGGCCAUAUGUAAAAGAUGUACUGCUUGCAAAGCAUGCUUCCACAAAGAGUGCUUCCAGUCUGAAAAGUGCCCCAAAUGUCUGAGGAUAGCUGCACGAAGGAGGCUGUCAGAAACUUCAUCACCUGUGCCUUUCUGAUAUGGGAUUACUGUGAAGAUGCUGCAGGCUUCUGAAGAAGCUGGAAACAAAUCCUUAUGAUGUUUGCCUUUAAGUUGGAUAAUGUUGUUCUAAACAUUGCUACCAUUUCAGUUGUGUGACUUCUUAAAAAAAAAAAAAAAAAAAAAGAGUAAGAUUAAUAUUAUUCUCAUUAGGAGAGAUAAGCAUUAGUCUUUUAAAUCGACCACAUAAACUGUAUUAAUACCAUUGCUAACAUUUUUGCUGCUAUGUGUUUUUCCUGUUUUUUUUCCUGUAUUUAACAUUUUUAAUUUUAUAUUUCACAUGUUUAGACCAUUCUACUCUGUUACUUUUGCAUACAAUAUAUAUAAAUAGUAAACAGCGUUGGGAAAUUGUCAA